Molecule: messenger RNA, 4069 nt
Organism: Coregonus sp. 'balchen'
Lineage: Eukaryota; Metazoa; Chordata; Actinopteri; Salmoniformes; Salmonidae
Source: the annotation of a GenBank genome assembly
AUGCUCGCCAUUUCAACACGGGGCUUUCUGUGGUCGGAUGUCGAGACCAGAACCUUGCUUAACAUCUGGGGCGAGCAGGACAUCCAGACAGCGUUGGAUGGAAACUUCCGAAACAGUCAUGUCUACCGCGACGUCGCCCGAAGGUUGGGAGAGAUGGGGUUCGAAAGAACCCCGGAGCAGUGUAGGGUGCGAAUCAAAAGCCUGAAAAGGCAGUUCCUCCUGGCCAAGGAGGGCAACCUGAGGAACAAUGGACAAUACCACAAGAUCUGCAAAUUCUAUGAUGCCAUGGAGAGGAUACUGAGCAGCCGUCCCCAGAUUGACCCCCAGGAGCUGCUAGACAGCGGGGCUGUGGGGGAUGAGACCAUGGACGGGACAGAGGAGGAAGAGGACACAGACCCUCCACAGGACCCAUACCUGGAGAGCACAGGGGAAUGCUCCUACCCAGAGACCCAAGUGAAGCUGGAAUACCCUCCCAUCACUAUCCCUGUGACAGUGGGGAACGGUAAGUACCAUUUAUAUGGCAUGUUGUUACAUUGUUAUCAUAUUGUAUGCAGAUACUGCCACAGUGACAGCCCUCGAAACCUCAAUCCACUUUCCUCCACAGGCAUCACAGUCAGACAGACCAGCAGCAGCCAGUCAGCUAGUGGGCCGUCCUCCAGCCGACCCAAGCGGCCCAAGAAGCGGCAUGCCGACCUGCCCCUGGACAGUCUGAUGGAGCGGUUCCUGGAGCAGAGUGCCGAGGCCGAGCAGAGCUUCUACCAGAUGGAGGAGCAGCGUCUGCAGGUCGAGGACCGCCGGCGAGAGGCUGAACACGCCCGCGAGCUCCACAUGCUCCAGGUGUUGGGACAGAUGUUCUCCAGCAUCGCCACCAGAAACCCUAUCGCCACAGCUACCGCAACCACAGCAAUGCCGCCUGCUCGGAAUACCAUGGAGUCCACCAUGCAGCCCGGUGUGCCGAUGUCCGCCUCCAGCCAUAUGACGCGUGGCCGGUCGUGUCACCUCCGAGUCCACUCGCCCCAAUCCCAGGCUGAGUGGCCCAGCUACCACAGUCAGCCACAGUCCAAUGCAGGUUCUCAGUCUUUAGGUAUUCACUUCUCUCACUCAGUUGGACUGUGUUUGAGCAAUGGCCAGCCCUGGUGAGACUGCCUGUCGACAAGCAGGUCAAACAGAACUGAAUAAUGCGGAAACAGACGCACAAACAUGUCUAAGCCUAAAAGCACACACAACACACAAGCAGCUAGCGCAGGGAAGCUACACAUUUUAAGGAGAACUCUGAAUACCUCUCUCUUUUCUUUCUCAGUCAUCGAGCGCUCCUUCUCCCUUGGGACAGCCGCACGCACAGGCAUGGAUGAUAUCCUUCCACUGGUGAAAAAUAUAGUCCCUCCACUGACGUCUAAAAAGCAUAAAGGCCAAGACGGGCGGAUUGGGAUUAUUGGGGGAUGUCAAGAGUAAGUCACCCAAGUGACCCAACCCAACUCUACCAUCAACUUUGAUUUCUAAAUGAAGGUUUUCUGCCAUAUACCCAUAUUGUGUGAGGUAACAAAGUAAUUCACAAUUUUUUCUCCUCUUCUUUGUGUCCUUUCAUUCCAUCCACCCUUCCUUCUGACUAUUUUUCUUGUCAUGGUAAGGUAUACAGGAGCUCCGUACUUUGCUGCUAUCUCUGCAUUGAAAGUGGUAAGCACACAGUAGCUUUCUUGGUCCUGUGUAAUUCUUUCUCUGCCGGAGACAUUGAUAUGAUGACAAAACCUCUGUCACUUCCUAGGGGGCCGACCUGUCACACGUAUUCUGUACUAAAGACGCAGCGACAGUGAUCAAAUCCUACAGUCCGGAGCUCAUAGUUCAUCCUGUGCUGUAAGUUCUGUCUUAGAAGCCAAUGCAUACACUGACAAGCCAAUGUAAACACCUUCCUAAUAUUGAGUUGGACCCCCUUUUGCCUUUAGAACAGUCUCAAUUUGUUGAGGCAUGAACUCUACAAGGUGUCGAAAGCGUUCCACAGGAAUGCUGGCCCAUGUUGACUCCAAUGCUUCCCACAGUUGUGUGAAGUUGGCUGGAUGUCAUUUGGGUGGUGGACCAUUCUUGAUACAGGGGAAAGUGUUGAGCGUGAAACACCCAGCAGCGUUGCAGUUCUUGACACACUCAAACCGGUGUGCUUGGCACCUACUACCAUACCCUGUUCAAAGGCACUUACAUAUUUUGUCUUGCCCAUUCACCCUCUGAAUGGCACUCAUACACAAUCCAUGUCUCAAUCGUGUCAAGGCUUAAAAAUACUUAUUUAACCUGUCUCCUCUCCUUCAUCUACACUGAUUGAUGUGGAUUUAACAAGUGACAUCAAUAAGGGAUCAUAGCUUUCACCGGGAUUCACCUGGUCAGUCUGUCAUGGAAAUGGCAGAUGUUCCUAAUGUUUUGUACACUCAGUGUAUGUAAACAGUGUGUAUAUGAUGUAAUGUAAUGUUGAUGAUAACUGUGUACAUAGGGACAGCCCCAAUGCAGUGGAGGAGAUAGAGAAAUGGCUCCCCAGACUCCAUAGCCUGGUGGUGGGACCAGGGCUAGGCAGAGAUGUCAUGCUGCUGAAAAACGCCAAGGCACGUGGGACACUGACUAUACACACACACACACACACAGUCAAUUUGAGUUUAGACAGUCCACAUGAUAUUACCAAUGUUCUUAUGACUCUUUUUCUUUAGGAAGUAAUUGAGAAGUCCAAAGCAAGAGAUAUCCCUAUAGUUAUUGAUGCAGUAAGUACUGUACACACAACUGAUUUUUGCUUUGGUAGUAGAUUUGUUUUUAAAUUACAAGGAUGUUCAUUGAUUGUGUGUGUUCCACCAAUAGGACGGGCUGUGGCUGGUUGCUCAGCAGCCAUCAGUCAUCCAAGGGUACCAGAAGGGCAUCCUGACUCCCAACUACAUGGAGUUCACCCGGUUGUAUGAGGCUAUGGUGAGUCUGCCAGUGCUAGCUCAGUGUGUGCGUUCGUUCAUUAUUAACCCACUAUCUGUGUUUUCAGCACCAUGAGCCUCUGGAUAGCAGUGACCAUCAGAGGAGUGCCAUGGAGCUCAGUGUUGCCAUGGGAAACCUGACCGUGAUUCUCAAGGGGGAGGAAGACCUCAUCACCGACGGUAACAAGGGUUAGUGUUACAAACACAUACACACAGCUACACUCAGACUAAGCGCUACGCUCACACAUAUUCCUGUCAAGAUCUGACCGUGUCCUGUGUCUCUGUGGUGUCCAGUGAUCUUGUGCAGACAGGAGGGCAGCGGGCGGCGGUGUGGGGGGCAAGGAGACCUCCUAUCUGGCUCUCUGGGAGUGCUGGCACACUGGGCAUAUGCCUCCUCAGCAGACAUGACCAAAAGGUACAAUAUUAAUCUUAUCAUUGUGUGAUUAAACACUGACCUGACCAAAAUGAAUAUAGCUCUAUGAAAACAUUAGAUAACAUAUCGUCGCUGUCUGAUGAAAACCUCGUAACUCAAUAUUUAUGUAUUUUUUUAGUCAUUUAGCAGACACUCUUAUCCAGAGCGACUUACAGGAGCAAUUAGGGUUAAGUGCCUUGCUCAAAAUCGACAGAUUUUUCACCUAGUUGGCUCGGGGAUUAGAACCAGAGACCUUUCGGUUACUGGCACAACACUCUUAACCACUAAGCUACCUGCCGCCUUCGUGUAUUGAAAGCAGUAACGUUCAUCAAUGUACUCUGAGCAUUUAAUGACUCUAGGACCAAGAACAUUUAUUCAAAAUAGCUUCUGAAGUUUCGAAAUUGUAUGUUUGUUAAUUGUAAAAUAAAGCAGUUUUUUCAAUUUCCUGAAAAGUUUAUGUUUUGGAGGUUUUCUUCCGACAGCAACGAUAUGUAACCUAGUUGGUCUAAUUUUAUAGUGUAUUCGUCAUUGAUCUAACGGUUACGUAUUCUCCAAUCUCUUCUUCUGCCUAAGUGUGAACCCGUCAGUGGUGGCAGCGUUUGGGGCCUGUUGUCUGACCAGACAGUGUAACAGACAGGCCUUCCACAAACAUGGCCGAGCCACCACCACCACAGACAUGAUCCAGGAGAUCAGCUCUGCCUUCAAAAAACUAUUUGAGAGCUGA